Molecule: messenger RNA, 1912 nt
Organism: Spinacia oleracea (spinach)
Lineage: Eukaryota; Viridiplantae; Streptophyta; Magnoliopsida; Caryophyllales; Amaranthaceae
Product: two-component response regulator-like APRR2
Exons: 5
Coding region: 625-1755 (376 amino acids)
Molecular function (GO): DNA binding; DNA-binding transcription factor activity
Source: RefSeq, a predicted model, not a curated record
AAAUCCACAUAGUCAUCCUAUACAUGAUAUUAAAUAUAUAUGCAUACAUGGUCACAUAUAAAUUCUUUUUCAUUCAUCAUACAUACGUAACACAUUCAUACUCACCAUUAAUUAUUUAAUUAUUCCAUUAUGGAAUAUAUGCCUUUCCCAAAUAUUUUAUUUUAUACAAUUCAUUCAUUCAUUCUAUUAUUUAAAGGCUUAGGGUUCCAGUUGCACAUUUUGUUUUUGCAUGUAGCAAACUGUUAAAACUUCAAAUUCCAUUUAUAUUAUCUUCCCAACUUGGGGUCAUCCUCAUAUACUCCUAUAUAGAAUUUUCAGUGAUUUCUUAUAUUAAUAUCAUCAACCAAACAUUUUUGUCUCCUAAUUAUUUUUAUUGUCUUGGAGCGAAAAAAAAUAAAAAAUAAAAAAUAAAAAAUAAAAAUAAAAAUAAAAGAGAGGAAUUGAUCAACAAGGUCGUCUCCUUGCUAGUCAUCUAUCAAUCACCCCUUUGUUAUUCUUAUUAUUCUCUACUCAUAUUUUUCCUACUAUUUUUGGUCCUAGAAAAAUAAUAAUGUUCGUUCUCAUUCACCUAACCUAUUAGAGAGUUUUAGUCUUGGAAGCAAAAUUAAAUUUUGGAGAUCAGAAAUGAUGCAGGAAUGGCAUGAUCUGAGCGAGUGCUCCAACACGAAUCAGUGUAAUCAAGAAGGUGAUGAUGAGGAAGAGGAUCAAGAUGAUGAAGAAGAAAGCGACGGAAAUGAUGAAGGAAGAACAAAUAACAAUAAUAAUAACAAUAAUGGAGGUGGGAGUUCAAGUAAUAGCACAGUUGAAGAAAUGAGUGAUGAGUUGAAGAAAUCGAGUUCAUCGUCUGUUAGGCCUUAUGUUCGAUCUAAAACGCCUAGGCUUCGUUGGACUCCUGAUCUUCAUCUUCGAUUCAUUCAUGCCGUUGAAAGGCUUGGUGGUCAAGAUAAAGCAACACCUAAGUUAGUCCUUCAGCUUAUGAACAUCAAAGGAUUAAGCAUAGCUCAUGUCAAGAGUCAUCUCCAGAUGUACAGAAGUAAAAAGAUUGAGGAUCAAAGUCAAGUAACAUGUGACCAAAGGCAUCUUUUUGAAGUUGGAGAUUGCAACAUCUUCAACCUUAGCCAACUUCCUUUGCUACAAGGGUAUUGCCCAACACCCAAUUCCAGUUUCAGAACCGUAGACCCUACAUGGACAACACAUCAAAAAUGGAUGCAAGAUUUAUACACAAUAGAAAUGGACUCGAGAAUGAAAGACAAUGUCGUAUGGGCAAGAUAUGGAAACGAUCAGCAAUAUCCUCCUCGAGUUAUUGAUAAAGAAGAGAGAUCAAUCCAACAUUAUAGCAAUCAAACAUGGCAAAACCCAGGAAUGAGGCCAAUAAUAACAAAGGAAUUAAGUCCAAUAAGAACGACACAGCAUCAUCCUCAACACCAAGACGACAUACUUGAGCAGGAAAGGUUCAUUAGUAGUUCUAAUAACAAACCUAAAGAGAGCCUUCAAAAGCAAAUGAUGUUGAAGAGGAAGAGAGUUGAUUGGGAUGGCAAUAUUGACUUGGAUUUGUCACUAAAACCGCCAAGAAAAUGCAGUUAUCAAGAUGAUGAACAAGUUAGCUUAUCUUUGGUGCUCCAUCAUAACUCGCCGCCAUCAUCGUCCUCAUCGAAGCUUGAAUUCAAGGUUAAGGAAGGAGUUGAUGAUAGUAUUAACAAGAAGAAGCAGGAAUGUUGUGGAAGAGGGACAAGUACCCUGGAUCUGACUUUGUGAAUCAGAUAUUCUGAGUGAGAUCUUGAUAAGGUACUUGUUCUACAGUUUUACAAUUUUUCCCUUGAAUUAAUGAAAUGUCAAUGUAGUUAACAAUCUUCAAAAAGGUAAUAACGACUAGUUAUCUACUUUUGGAAUGUUUCUUCAAUUCUCCUAUCCA